UCUCCCCCCGAGAAUAAGAUUCAGAUUUUUUUUUUGUAAAAAAAUUCCAAAAUUCCCUAAAAUCUUUAUUCUUCAACACUAUUUAUUCCAAUAACCUAAAUUCUAAUUAUACUAUAUAAUAUAUCUAACACAACAAAAGUUUGUGUUUUUGUGUUCUGAAUAAAAAGAUUUUUUUCUUUUAAUAAUCAGAUUCUCUCAUUCUUCAAUUCACUCUGGUUCUUCUAAUGUAUCCAUCAAUACACGACGACGAUGAUCUCCUCGCUGCCCUUUGUUUCGAUCAAAGCAAUGGAGUAGAGGAUCCUUAUGGAUUUAUCCAGAGAAAUGAGGAUGACAACAACAUCUUUCAGGGGUUUGGGUCUUCUGGUGUGAAUUUGCAGCAGCCACAAGAUCAAGGGCUACAAUUCGAUUCUUUUAGUGGAAACCUAGAGCAAGUUUGUAGCUUUAGAGGGGAGAACGACGGAGUUGUUUAUAGUAGCAGCAUUGGAUCAGCACAAUUGGAUUUGGGGGCGUCGUUUAGUGGUGUUUUGCACCAAGAGACGCAGCAAGUGUGUGGCUUUAGAGGAGGAAACGAUGAUUCUUCAGCAGCAGCAGCAGCGCCUCAUUUGUUGCAGCAGGAACCGGGGCAAGUGGUGUGUACCGGUGAUGUGGAAAUCAAUUCUUCUUCAUCUGUUGGUGGUGUUAAGGAAGAGCUUGAACAUGUUGAGGAGGAAUGCUCGAAAAAGAGGAGACGAACUGGAUCAUGUAACAAGCCAGGAACCAAAGCUUGUCGCGAGAAACUGAGAAGGGAAAAGCUAAAUGAUAGGUUCAUUGACUUGAGCUCUGUUUUGGAGCCUGGCAGGACUCCGAAGACGGAUAAAGUAGCUAUACUAGAUGAUGCAAUCCGGGUUGUGAAUCAGCUCAGAGGUGAAGCUCAUGAGCUUAAAGAAACAAAUCAGAAGCUUCUGGAAGAGAUCAAGAAUCUAAAGGCGGAGAAAAACGAGCUACGCGAGGAAAAGCUGGUGUUGAAGGCAGAUAAGGAGAAGAUAGAGCAACAGUUGAAAUCUAUGGCGGUACCUCCAUCGGGUUUCAUGCCCUCCCAGCAUCCAGCAGCUUUCCAUCCCAAUAAGAUGGCGGUCUUCCCUAGUUACGGUUACUAUCCAAACAUGUCAAUGUGGCCAUUCGUCAAUCCUGCUGGCCGUGAUGCGUCUCAAGAUAUCAAAGAUCAUGCUCCUGUUGCUUAAUCUUCUUUCUGCUAGAUUCAUCAUUGAUCAUAGUUCAGAUGAUUCUUUAUCAGUAGUUUUGCAGUAACCAUUGGUGGGUUGGGAUUAGAGAGUUUUAUGAUUUUUGUUUCGGUUUAUCAAGUAUUUAAGCUUUACUCUUAGGUGCUAUUUUUGAAUAAUGAGAAACUUUGAUCCAAUGUAAAGGUGGAAACAGAUCAUUUGAAGAUGUAUUACACCAAAUGAAGAGUACUAUUUUGUAAA
Molecule: messenger RNA, 1460 nt
Organism: Camelina sativa (false flax)
Lineage: Eukaryota; Viridiplantae; Streptophyta; Magnoliopsida; Brassicales; Brassicaceae
Product: transcription factor bHLH34
Biological process (GO): intracellular iron ion homeostasis; regulation of DNA-templated transcription
Molecular function (GO): protein dimerization activity; DNA-binding transcription factor activity
Source: RefSeq, a predicted model, not a curated record